Messenger RNA from Candida albicans SC5314, 981 nucleotides. RefSeq names its product Yea4p (gene YEA4). Gene Ontology annotation, biological process: transmembrane transport. Gene Ontology annotation, molecular function: UDP-N-acetylglucosamine transmembrane transporter activity. The record is from RefSeq and is a predicted model, not a curated record. NCBI's taxonomy places the organism in Eukaryota, Fungi, Ascomycota, Pichiomycetes, Serinales, Debaryomycetaceae. Gene Ontology annotation, cellular component: endoplasmic reticulum membrane; Golgi membrane. The transcript has a single exon. The coding region runs from base 1 to 981 and encodes 326 amino acids.
AUGAGAUCACUCACUUAUAUUUCAAUCUCUGGAUGGUUAAAUAUCUUGUUACAAGUUUUCGGAGGUUGUUGCAGCAAUGUAUUUGUACUAGAGGAUUUGCUAUAUAAUAAUAAACUGGAAUAUUCGUUAGGUACUUUGGUGACAUUUAGUCAAUUCCUAAUAACAUCAAUACUUUCCAUACCUAUUAGCACCAAAGGGUUCAUUAGACCGACAGUUCCCGUAUCAAGAUGGAUUUUCCCUGUUGUACUUUAUUUUUUAACUUCACUUUUGAAUAAUUUGGUGUGGCAGUUUGACAUAACAGUCCCAAUGCAUAUCAUAUUCCGAUCUAGUGGGACAGUAGUCACCAUGUUGGUUGGAUAUUUUUUCGGUAAUAAAAGAUACAGUAAGCAUCAGAUAGUUUCUUCAAUUUUCAUGACUUUGGGUACAAUUAUGGCAACACUACCAGAAGGAAAUUCCCUACUGAUCGAAAUCAACAUUAAAUUUUUAACCGGGAUAUUGAUUUUGACAAUUGCAAGUGUAAUUUCGGCAUUUAUGGGAUUGUAUAGUGAAUUGAUUUAUAAACAGUACGGGAAUCAAUGGCAUGAAAGUUUAUUUUACAAUCAUUUUUUGGCAUUGCCCUUGUUUGUAUUUGUGUCUCCAACCAUUUAUAGAGAGUUUGGUGUUGUCUUACAGAGUAAACAAGUUACACUAGGUGCAUUUAAGUUUCCUAGACAGUUAUUAAGUUUGACUGUAAAUGUGUUGACACAGUUUAUAUGCACCAAGGGAGUGAACAUGCUUGCUGGGGAAACAAGUGCGUUGACAGUCACUGUCGUAUUAUUAGUGAGAAAGUUUGUUAGUUUGAUCCUUAGCGUGAUAUUCUAUGGCAGCUACAUGUCGACGCUGGGGAUGAUCGGCUCAAUUAUUGUGUUUGGCAGUGCAGCAUAUUACAGCAUUAGUGGGAUUUCUGAUAGAAAAAUUAUAGAAGUAAAGAAAGAAACAUAA